Messenger RNA from Dermatophagoides pteronyssinus (European house dust mite), 986 nucleotides. RefSeq lists its product as uncharacterized. Gene Ontology annotation, cellular component: delta DNA polymerase complex; nucleus. Gene Ontology annotation, biological process: DNA replication; DNA strand elongation involved in DNA replication; DNA synthesis involved in UV-damage excision repair. Gene Ontology annotation, molecular function: DNA-directed DNA polymerase activity. NCBI's taxonomy places the organism in Eukaryota, Metazoa, Arthropoda, Arachnida, Sarcoptiformes, Pyroglyphidae. The record is from RefSeq and is a predicted model, not a curated record.
UAAAUGUGUGUGUGUUUUGUAUUUUGUUCGAUGCAAAAAUUAUCAAAGAAGAAAAAUCUAUUUUUGGUUGAUAAAACAACAACAACACUAUGGCCUUACUAUCAAAAGAUGAGAUAAUUGAGCAAUUAAAAACGUUGGUAAUCAAAGAUAAUUCACAGAUUACCAUACAUGAUUUAUGUCGAAAAUAUCAGUUACAUAUUGAUGAUGCUAAAGAAAUAUUGAAUGAAUUUAUUACCACUGCCAACAAUAAAGAUCUUGGUGGUUUGUCCGUUAGCUAUUACGUACAUUGGAUUGAACCGGCAACCGAAAAUUGUUUAACGCUUCAAAGAUUUUUAAUCGUUAACGGCCAAGAUGAUUUAAAUUUUUAUCAAAAUUCACACGAAAAUGUUCAUCAUUAUGUUUAUGGUGUUUGUACCCGAAAGAACGCAAUCAAAAACGAAUUAGUUUUUGAUAAAUAUCCGAUAUUUGAUGAUCGUUGUUGUGAUUUAGAUUUUGAAUCAAUACAAAAAACAACCUAUAUUCGUAAUGAUCAGAUUCGAAUUCGUCCAAAUAAACGUGAUUUGAUAGUUGAACAACAACAACCUCAACAAAAUGGUGAACAAAAACCAUCAUUAAUGGAAAAAAUUUCGAUAAAAACUGAAUCGACAACGGUGGAAUCACCAAGUAAAAAACGUCAACAGCCAAAUGAUGAUGGUGAUGAAAAGCAAUCGAAUGGAACAAACAAAUCGAAAGAAACAUCGAAAAAAUAUAAACGAAUUAAAAUUGAAAAUGAUGAUGAUGAUGAAAAUAUGUUCGAUGAUGACGUUGAUGAAAAACUAUUUGAUGAUAUAAUCAACAAAGAAAUUGAAAUGAAAAAUGUUAAUGAUAAACCGUCAUCGCAACCGCAAAAACCAAAACAAGAGCAACCACCGGAACCAACCAAAAAUAUUCUCAAAAAGAAAAAAAAAUCAACUUACCUUGAUUAUUACAACUAUCCAGUUGUCUAA